This is a messenger RNA of Callithrix jacchus (white-tufted-ear marmoset), 7962 nucleotides long. The record is from RefSeq and is a predicted model, not a curated record. NCBI's taxonomy places the organism in Eukaryota, Metazoa, Chordata, Mammalia, Primates, Cebidae.
UUUAACCAGCUCCCACUUAAAUCAAGAAUUGAUCAGUAUUAUUGUUUAUACCUACAGCCAGGCCAAAUACAGGAAAGAAGAAAUCUCAGCAUUUGAGGGACACAGGAGUGUGUGUAUGUGCAUGUAUGGGCACCUGCAUAUGUGUGUGUGUGUGUAGAUACACACACACACACAGGAGCGUGUGUUUCCUCUGCUCCCUCUGUCUCUCCUCUCCCUUCCUUAAAGAAUUCAGCCUGUGGCCACUAGAGGUCUUUUCUUUUCACAUGGUAGCUGCUGAGCAGUUUGUUCGGCUUUUUAUUUAUUCCUACGUGAGCAGACCCACUACACUUCUUGCAUAUAAACAGUGAAAAUUACAAUAUAAAAGACUUAUUAUUCCUUCUUUUGGAGUAAUUCUGCUUCUGGUCAAAGCCUGGCUCACUGUCCAAGGAAGGGGGACCAUCCUCUGCAGGUAAUUCCACUGCUUCAAGGUACUCCUCGCCUGCUUGAAGAUUGGCUUGUCUUAGACCCCAGCCCUUGAGGCCAAGCAAACAUACAUCAUCCUGGAGGCUGCAGACAUAGCUCACUGUGCCCACAUGUAAACUUCAGCCAAGACACCACGACAGGGACUCUGCCCACUGAAUGCCCUAUGAUUCCUCAAUCCUGUCCUCGUCAUAUCCCACAGGGUUUUGUGAGGCUAUUUAGGAAGAUAAGUUUUCUUCACUGAAGAAACGAGAGACAGCAUGAAAGAAAACAAUGGCCCCAAAGGAGGAAUUUGUGAUUGACAUAAAUGGGAGUGUUCCCUUGGGAGCAUCAUGUAUCAUCAAAAAAGCAAACCCCCAGGUCAUUUAUUUCUCCACCUAUUUACCUGCUAUGAAGAGAAGAUGUGUUUAAGUUUCCUACAGUUUACACUGGAAAUUAAUGCUCUGGGAAAAAAAAGCUGUAUAUUCUAGAUGUAGCAGGUUUCUUUUGGAAUUCAUUCACUGGGAGUCUGGCACCACCCCCUAAAUGGUACUUUUGUUGUCUUUUUAUUCAAGACGGCCAGCUUCUCCCAAGAUCAGAACCACGUGCCAGCCUCCCUUGAUCAACAGCCUCCCAGCAUUCUUGGUAGAUCAGAUGUUUAGUAGUUAGCCUAACUCAUUUGUUUUUCCAAGUAGUAAUUAUGACUACAGUGAAUUAAUAUUUUAACUGCAGGGGAAGCAUUACAGAUAGCUCCUAUGUAGACUCUAGAGGCUGGGAAUGGCCAACGGGAUUUCCCAUACUAAAAGAAGAGGACUACUCCAACCUGGCCAGCAGUUCUCUAUGUCUGAGAUGCCAUCAUUAGAUACUACUCCAAAGACCUAAAGGAGAUGUGUCUAGGAGAAGUGUAUGGUCCUGGUCCUUACCACUGAGGCUCAAUGGCCCAGCAAAAUAUGAAAGUGAGACCUGUGCUUCUAAAGCGCAACAGCCUAGAGUCAGUGGAGUUUGUGAAACAACCUCACCACCGCAGGAGCAAAUCCCAGCAGGUGAGAUUCAAGGAAGAUGCGACCACUAAGAAUCCAACUGGUCUAGCUGAGGUUGACGUCCAAACUCCAGAAGACCUGGCUGUGAUGGGGAAGACUCAAGCAACCAGGCACCAUCAUCCCCCGACCUAUUCGCUCUCCUUCCCCAGGUCCCAGAAGGCAGGGGACUUUCGCAACAUUGCGAUCCAAACUUCCCCCAGUCUCAGGAAGCAUUUCCCAGUUUUCAAAAGGAAGAAACUCACAGCCAGCAAGUCCCUGGUGGAAAUGCCGACAGCAUCCCAAAGUGCCAUCCAGGUCAACGGCAACCUCUCUGAACAGGACAUUGUGUCUUCUGACCUAGCCUACUUAAGGUUGGCUCAGCAUCUUGAGGAUGGUCCUCGAAGGGUCAAGGUGUCCCACACAUUCCUCCCGAGGGUCCCCAAGGUGCAAAGCAAUGGACCUGUUAGCAUAUGCUUGGAAGCAGGAACUUGGAGGUCCUUAGAGAAAGCCACAGCUGCCAUUCAGGUUCCAGAUGAUAUUUAUCACAGUCCUUCCUGGGAAGCUAGAGAGUCUGCUGUCAGCCCAGACAAGUCAGCUGAAGUAAGUAACUCCAUACGCCCUUUGGACAACACAUGUCCAGGUGGUGGGAGAAGGGUGACUCCACCAGAUUCAGAAAAAUCCACCUCCUGCUUAAAUGCCACCAGCGGUGCCAGCCACACACCAGGAACAGAGAAACUUAAACCUGAAUUGCUUUUGCCCAAAGACAACUCAGAUGACAAAGACCUUGGUUCACUGUCAUCUCAGUCAAAGGAAACAUGUAUUCCUUCACCUCCACGGACUCACAGUUCCCCCUCACCAGGCUCCCACAGCCAGCCAGCCCACCCAGGAAGAACCUCAGACUCUCCUUCAUCAAGUAAUAGUCACGAGAAUCUGUUGUCACUCAAAACUAACAGUACAUCAAAAUCUGCCCCUGGGUGUCAGGAGCAGAUGGCAAACAACCCCACCCCUCCAGAGUCAGACACCCGGGAGUUUCCAAAUUGUCCAGGAAGUAAUCACCUGCCAUCCUUUCUUCCAAGGAGUGAGACCAAACUUCAGAGCAACAGGGAGAUUAGUGACAUUAAUGAAAUUCACCUGGCACGGGGUGAACUCUGCGACCUCCAAGGCCGGCUGCAAUCUGUGGAGGAAUCUCUGCACUCGAACCAAGAGAAAAUUAAAGUCCUAUUGAAUGUAAUUCAAGACUUGGAGAAAGCUCGAGCUCUCACUGAAGGGCGCAACUUUUAUCGAACUGGCCAAGAUCUCAACAAUUGCAGUACCUGCCAGAACACGGCGUGCAUCAUAUACAGACUCCCAACAACCCUAAAAUGUGGAUAGGAUUAAUAUUCCCAUUUUACAGAUGAAGAAACUGAGACUCAAAGAGGUUAAUUGAUCUGCUCAAGAUCCAAGGAAGCCAGGGCUCAAAACUAGAUCCUAUUUUCAGGAGACUUGCAUGUCCCUUCCCCUCUUUCCUUGUGAACUUGCAUCAUCAGUGAAUAGGUAUGUUAAAUUUCUCAGAGCUGAUGGAUCUACCUUUCCUGAGGGCUUCACAUGCAGAUCUUCCUGGCACAGAGUCACAGAAGCCAGAACACAGAUUUCUUUCAGAGUUAGCUAUCAGCAGAGAUUUCUGCAGCUUGAUCCCAUUUAUAUAUAUGUGCCAAGAAGAGAACCGGUGAUUUUCUGAAGACUCAACAGCAAGAUAGAUGCCCUAAGAGAAGGGGUAGACUUGUCAAUUUGAAAUAGCUGCAAGUUGUGAAGCUCAAAAUUAUACACUAUACAAAAAUGAGCAAGCUGGUCAUUAGGAGAAAGUUUUAGGAACAACAUCCCUUCCAGGCUGGGGAGAGAAAAACAUACAAACCAAAGUUCCUGUGAUUGAGACUGUAAUUCUUCCCAGAGAUGCCUUCGUAAGCAUCAUGAUUUAUCCAAAUGGACAAGAACCAAACUACCCUCGCUGCAUCCAUCGAUUCUUACAGUUAAUUCUUUAAAAGAGAAAGUGGCAGGAGGUCAAUAAAUGCACCUGGGUUCUGUGGAAACAGGGACCACAAAUGCUCCAACAAGAGACAGAGAAGAGGUGGAGAGAAAUUUGGAAGAUGGUUUGUCUUCAGGGAGACACCAUGAAUCAUUUACUUCUCGGCCAACUUUCUUAGAGUGUACAGCUGAUGGCAGUUUGUUGGCAUGUCUCUUUAUAAAAGAACAGGACCCACUGCUAAGAAGGAAGUACAAAAGGGUUCAUUGGAGACAUCAGCAGCCUACACCAGACCCAAGAUUGCUGAGGCAGAUAUUAUCUUGAAAAGGCUGCCUCCUCAGAAGGUGAGCACCUUCUUUGAGUAUGCAGCCUCCCUACCAAGGCUUCCCUGAAAUUGAGAAAGACUAUUCUAAGGUAGACUGGUCAGCUGGUCCAUAAAGGGUCCCCUGUGCACCCCAGCCCCAAUUUGGAUCUGGUUCCACAGUGGACUGCGUGGUCAUCCAGGAGCACCAGGCCUUGGUCGCCACCUCCACCACCACCACCCUAUACAUUUUGCAAUCAGGAUUUCAUAGAGAUACAGAUUACUAUGUUGUUUCAGUCCAGUACAUCUUAGUGUACAAGUUUUGGGACUAGACUGUCAGGGUUCAGGUUCUGACUCUGUCACUUACACUUACAUGCCCUUGGCAGAAUAUUUAAGCUCUCUUUGCUUCAGUUUUCUCAUUUAUGAAAUGAAGGUAAUAUUAUUUACCCCAUGGGACUGUGAGAAUUCAGGAGAGGAGUGUCAACUUGUAACACAGUGUCUAGAACAUAGAUUUCAUUCCACAAAUGACAGUCAUUCUUCUUACAAUCGUUAGUUUUACCCAUUUAAAUUACCAUGUGUCCUAAUCUAAUGUGUUUCAGGCACUCUCUUUUUGUUUCUUCUCCUUAGAAUAAAAUGCCAGAAAGAGUUAGGUCCUUGGCCAAAAACUUGUCUGUCUUUAAACAAAAAAAUCAAAGGACUAGGUAUCAGGAAACCAGGUGAAUAAACUGGAUGCUUGUGCACCCCUCAAAUUCAGAUUAAUUCCUAAUGCCCCAUGUGAUGAUAUUUGGAGGUGGAAACUUUGGAAGGUGAUUAGGUCAUGAACUUGGAGUCCUCAUGAAUGGGAUUAGUGUCCUUAUAAAGAGAACUCAGAGAGGUCCCUCUCUAUGACAGGACAUAGAGGGACUACAGUUGUCUAUAACCCAGGAAGAGGGCUUUCACUAGACACCAUCUAACGGCACUUUGAUUUUCAACUUACCAGCCUCCAGAACUGUGAGAAAUAAAAUGUAUGUUAUGUAUAAGCCACCCAGUCUGGAGUAUUUUGUAAUAGCAGCCCAAGCAGACUAAGACACCAGGUUUAGAUUCUGCUUGUAACUUACAGUGUGACUUCCCUUUGCCAACUUGCUUGUCUAUUAAACGGGCAUAACAACUUUCCUAUCUUCCUGGGCUAUCCUGAGGAUAAAAUAAAAACACAGAUCUAAAAUACUUUGCAAAUUCAAAAGUUAUAUACAACUAAGAGGCAUCUUUGUAUCUACAUCAACUUUUAUCUCCUUGUGGCUCACCCAACUUCAGCUUACCCCGCCAAGAUCCUGCAUCCAGAACCUCACUCUGUUGUUUGCUCUUGCGCUUAUCUUUUUGUUUUGCUAUUUGUUCCUCAGUGUUUCUUCUUCCAGACAAGUCAUGACUUGGGGCUCUUGCUGCUUCCAAUUACCUAGAAAAACAUCUUUCCGCUUUUCAGCAAGCAUGAUGGCUGGAGCACUGAUCUGUCAGUUAGAUUAGUCAGGUGCCCUCUAGAGGGAAACCUGAAAGUUCUUACCAUUUCUGGUUUACACAUAGCUCACUUUCUAAAUGCAGUGUGGCUCCAUGUUCAGACAUCUCCUUGGAUGUGAAGGGCUCAAAGGCUCCUCAGGCAGGGAACUGAGCAUCACUGAGCCACAGUCCCCGUGUCCCAUGCAUCCUCAGGAGGACCAAUUCAUGCACCUUGAAUGCCCUGGACUCUCUCAAGGGCUCCUGUCCUGAAUCUUGCAUUGUAACAAUGUCUGAAUUACUGUUUGCCAUCCACUGUAAGCCAGGGUUCUGCACGAACUCAGUACUCAGCACUUGUGUUUCUUCUUAUGAUCCUGCAUGGAAUAUAGAGCAUAUGUGGAAUGUGGAUGGUGGAAGAUGGUAAAGAUGGGAGGGUACAGAGAAUAGGUGGAAGCCGUGAAGAGGAGGUGAGGUUAGAAAAGUUACCAGUGUGCCAUUUGGAUCCUUGAGCUGAAAUCCCAAGCAGAGAGUCUGUCCCCAUAUCUGCAAACAACCCUCUGCUAAGAAUUAAUUUCAAUUUUCACCAAGUUGGCAACUUACUCCUUUUUGCAAGGGGUUGCCGAGCAUGGUGUAUAAAUAGCUAAGUGGGAAGUAGAAGGGCAUCUCCUCUUUUCUACACAGCCUCAAGAUAAAAAGCAGAUGAGAGGGCACUGCCCCUUCCCAUUUAUAAGGCAGCUGCCACCAAAGCAAAAUAUACUCCCUCCUCUCCCUUCCAAACUAAACUGUAGUGUGUCAAACAGAUGAAUAAGAAGAAAAGUGGCAAUUUUCCUUUAUGUUAAUAAAUUGCUGUGGCCUAAAAAACAUUAAUCAAUUUCUUUCCAAAGCACACACACUUCUCCAUACUCUUGCUAUUUCCCUGGCCUUGAAAAGAAAGUUACUUUCAAUCCCCUUUAAAUUGUCAAGACUAGUGAGGGCAGUCACAAGGAGGGAGUGGGGAGCUCCCUAAAUCCCAGUGAUUAUAAUGGAACCCUGCUGUGUUUCCAUAGAAACGUAAAGAGUGUAUUCUUCCCUAAUUGUAGAUGGUGGGGUGGGGUGAGGAACGAUGCGGCUGGUAAGGUGUGCAGCUACUGAAGAGCUGAAGGUGGAAGCAAGGAGCUGAGACUGGAAGGCAAAGGACCCAGUAAGGGAAAGUGGAGUGGGCUGAGAUCGUGCUCUGUGUGCAGUGACUUUACCUGUGACUGCGCCCCAUCUGCACAGCCAGCCAGCGAGGUAGCUAGUGUAACUCCCAAGUUAACUGAGCUGUGGAGAGAGAAGAAACUUGCCCAGUCAGGAAGUGCUGUAGCAUCAAUUCAAACCCAAGAGUGUUCACCUCUGGGGCCUCACUCCACCCUCUUUAUUGGGCUGUGCUUCAAGUUGUGACAGUGAGAGAAAGUUUCCAUCUCCUGGUCUUUUCUACCCAGGCCUACCAGUUCUAUACACAUUCUGGAAUCACCCAGGGAAUUAAUAUCAUUUCCUUUUUCAGAUGGGGGCUCACUCUGUCACCCAGGCUGGAGUGCAGUGGUGCACUCAUAGCUAAUUGUAGCCCCAAUUUCCUGGGCUCAAGUGAUCCUCUCACUUCAGCCUCCCCAGUAGCUGGGACCACAGGGGCACAUUACCACACAUGGCUAAUUUUUUAUUUUUUGUGGAGACAAGAUCUCGCUAUGUUGCCCAGGCUGGUCUCAAACUCCUGGCCUCAAGCAGUCCUCCCACUUGGGCCUUCCAAAGUGCUAGGAUUACAGGCGUGAGCCACCGUGCCUGGCCUAUUUUUCUUAAGCAGAUAUUAGGAUGCAUGUAAAUCUCAUCAAACUCAGGUGGUUUGUUGUCAUCGUUUGUUUAUUUGAAUUAUGAAGUCAGAGACACUUUACAUAUAAGGGGAAGAAGGCAGCUGGUGCAUGUGUGUGUUUACAUAAUUUAGUAGAAGCAUAUGGGUGAAAAACUGUAAAGCAGGAGGAGUUGAGAGACAUAAGAAUCUUUUGAAAGCAAUUGUUAUUUAAUCACCUAUCUCAAACACUUUAGCAUUCACAUCUGUCUAACUUACUGUAGUGUUCCUGGAACCUGGUACAGUGUCAGGCCAAGAGCAGGAUGGACUGAUGAUGGAUGGAAUGUUUUGUACCGGAAAAUCAUAGACUCAUAAAAUCCUAGAGGGUGUACACACUCUCGUUGGUUCCAUCUGGUACUCUAUGAUGAAGACUAUUUUUCUGCCACAGUAGGGAGGGCAGGGCUAUUUCAGGAGCUAGGAGCAUUGUGAAUACAGAUGUUCCCUAUCUGUGAACUAUGUGUGUUCCCAGUGCUAGAGGGGUGAGAAUCAGAGCUUGCAACUCACCAUUUUAAAGUCCUUCCUUGCUGCAAUGCAGAGGUUGCAUAGGCUCUUGAUCCAUUUCCUUAGAUUUCCACUGAGGAGAAUGAGGUGCAGGUAGUGCAGACAGAAACCCACUCCACCCCACCCCAGACAAACAAGGGUACAGUAUUGUCUUGUUAUGAUUAUAUAUAUAUAUGUCUGUGUGUGUGUGUGUGUUCUAUGUGUGUGUGAGGGCUAGAUAAAAAAAAUAGAUGACAGAGAGAGAGAGAUAGUAGAUGAUGGAUAGAUUCUAGAUAGAUAGAUGACAGACAGAUUAAUGAUAGAUGAUAAUGAUAGAUGGUAGAUAGAUGAUAAAUACAUGGUUAAUAGAUGAUAAUAAAUAGAUAAUAGGUGAUACAUAGAU